This is a messenger RNA of Saimiri boliviensis boliviensis (Bolivian squirrel monkey), 1611 nucleotides long. Its product is annotated as malonate--CoA ligase ACSF3, mitochondrial. Gene Ontology annotation, biological process: fatty acid metabolic process. The record is from RefSeq and is a predicted model, not a curated record. NCBI's taxonomy places the organism in Eukaryota, Metazoa, Chordata, Mammalia, Primates, Cebidae. Gene Ontology annotation, molecular function: medium-chain fatty acid-CoA ligase activity.
AUGUCGCCCCCUGUGAAGCUGACGUUCCAGUUCCUGGCCUGUGCCUUGGCCUCCUGCUGUCUGGCUCCUGCAAGACACGGAGGAAGCGGCCUUCUGAGCAGCCCCGUGGUCCCCCCGGACAGGACCACCCCAGUGUUCACCCGUGCCCUGAGCUUUGGGGACAGAACCGCCCUGGUUGACCAGCACGGCCACCACAGGUACGCGGAGCUUUAUUCCCGCAGCCUUCGCCUGUCCGGGGAGAUCUGCAGGCUCCGCAGGUGUGCUGGCGGGGGUCUCCGCGAGGAGAGGGUCUCCUUCCUGCGCGCUAACUACGCCUCCUACGUCGUGGCCCAGUGGGCCUCGUGGAUGAGCGGCGGCGUGGCGGUCCCCCUCUACAGGAAGCACCCCGCGGCCCAGCUGAGGGGUGUCAUCCGCGACUCCCAGAGCUCGGUGGUCCUCGCCGGCCAGGAGUACCUGGAGCUCCGGAGCCCGGUGAUCAGGAAGCUGGGGGUCCCGCUGCUGCCUCUCACGCCAGCCGUCUACAGUGGAGCUGCGGAGGAAGUGGCAGAGGGGCUGGUCACGGAGCAGGCGUGGAGAGAUCAGAGCGCCAUGAUCAUCUAUGCCAGCGGGACCACAGGGAGGCCCAAGGGUGUGCUGAGGACGCACCGCAGCCUCAGGGCUGUGAUGACUGGGCUGCUCCCCAGAGCAUGGACCAAAGACGACGUGAUCCUCCACGUGCUCCCGCUGCACCACGUCCAUGGUGUGGUCAGCGCGCCGCUCUGCCUGCCCUGGGUGGGUGCCACCUGCGUGAUGACGUCGGAGUUCAGCGCUCAGCAGGUCUGGGAGAAGUUCUUAAGUUCUGAAACGCCACCCAUCAGUGUGUUGUUUAUGGCAGUGCCUACCGUAUACACCAAGCUGAAGGAGUACUACGACAGACAUAUUACCCGGGCGCAUGUCCAGGAUUUCGUCCGUGCCGUUUUCGAAGAAAAAAUCAGGGUCAUGGCCUCAGGCUGCGCCGCCCUGCCCCUCCCCGUGCUGGAGAAGUGGAAGAACAUCACAGGCCACACCCUGCUGGAGCGGUGCGGCAGGGCUCUCUCCGGGCCCCUGAACGCCGCAGCGCGCGUGCCAGGUUCUGUGGGGACCCCGCUGCCAGGAGGGCAGGUGCGCACUGUCUCCGAAAACGCACAGAAGGAAGGCUGCGCCCACGCCGUCCACGCAAAGGGAGACGAGAGGGGCACCACGGUGACCCCGGGGUUUGAAGAGAAGGACGGGGAGCUGCUGGCGACGGGACCCUCCGUGUUUCGAGAAUACUGGAAAAAAAGCGCAUUCACCGGGGAUGGCUGGUUUAGACAGGGGGACACCGAGGUGUUUGAGGACGGCCAGUGCUGGAUCCAAGGCCGGAGCUCCGUGGACGUCACCGAGACCGGAGGCUACAGGGUCAGCGCCCUGGAGGUGCAGCGCCCCCUGCCGGCUCCCCCCAGCAGCACAGACGUGACUGUGAUUGGAGUCCGGGGUAUGACACGGGGCCAGCGGAUCACUGCUGUGGUGACCGUUCGAGGACACUCACUGUCCCACAGGGAGCUCAAAGAGUGGGCCAGUUCUGCAGGCUCUAUGGCUAAAUAUAAUUGUUGA